GUUGGUCUUACUAACUGCAGCUAUGGUGCAGAAGUAUCAAUCCCCUGUACGGGUGUAUAAACACCCUUUUGAGUUAAUUAUGGCUGCAUAUGAAAGAAGGUUUCCUACAUGUCCUCUGAUCCCUAUGUUUGUAGCCAGUGACACUGUAAACGAAUACAAGAGUGAGGAUGAAGCUAUCCAUGUGAUUGAACGGCGCUGUAAGCUGGACAUAGAUGCACCACGGCUAUUGAAAAAGAUUGCAGGAGUGGAUUAUGUCUACUUUGUCCAGAAGAAUUCUUUGAACAGACGAGAAAGGACUUUGCAUAUAGAAGCCUACAAUGAAACCUUCUCUAAUAGAGUCAUUAUUAACGAACACUGCUGUUACACAGUUCAUCCUGACAAUGAAGACUGGACCUGUUUUGAACAGUCAGCAAGUCUGGAUAUAAAAUCUUUUUUUGGUUUUGAAAGCACAGUGGAAAAGAUUGCCAUGAAGCAGUACACCAGCAAUAUUAAAAAGGGAAAAGAGAUAAUAGAAUACUACCUGAAGCAGCUGGAGGAAGAAGGAAUAACUUUUGUUCCUCGUUGGACUCCGCCUGUUGCAUGUAAAUUGGAGAGCAGCACAUCUCACACAAGACGACCGGUUUCACCCGCCAUUAAUAUACCAGACUCUGCCACAAAGGAGGGCUUGAACAAUAAGGAGAUCCUCAACACCUCAAGCAGCCCCUCGGAGCCCACAGCAGGAACGCCUGACGCUGACAAGCUAGACGCAGACUACAUCAAGCGGUAUCUGGGUGACUUGACACCAAUGCAGGAAAGCUGCCUCAUUCGACUGAGACAGUGGCUCCAGGAGACGCACAAGGGCAAAAUCCCAAAGGAUGAGCACAUUUUAAGAUUCCUGCGUGCCCGGGACUUCAACAUUGAUAAAGCAAGAGAGAUCCUUUGUCAGUCGCUGACAUGGCGUAAGCAGCACCAGGUAGACUAUAUUCUAGACACCUGGAACCCUCCUCAAGUUCUCCAAGAUUACUAUGCAGGAGGCUGGCAUCACCAUGACAAAGAUGGUCGGCCGCUGUAUGUGCUAAGAUUGGGACAGAUGGAUACCAAAGGCUUAGUGCGAGCUCUUGGGGAAGAGGCCUUGCUUCGAUACGUUCUUUCAAUAAAUGAAGAAGGACUGAGGCGAUGUGAGGAGAAUACAAAAGUAUUUGGCAGACCAAUAAGCUCUUGGACCUGUCUAGUAGAUCUAGAAGGCUUGAACAUGCGGCAUUUAUGGAGACCUGGUGUCAAAGCAUUGCUAAGAAUCAUUGAGGUGGUUGAAGCUAAUUACCCUGAGACUUUGGGUCGUCUUCUAAUCCUAAGAGCACCUCGAGUAUUCCCAGUUCUUUGGACACUGGUUAGUCCAUUCAUUGAUGACAACACUAGAAAGAAAUUCCUUAUUUAUGCUGGAAAUGACUACCAGGGUCCAGGGGGACUGCUGGAUUACAUCGAUAAAGAAAUUAUCCCUGAUUUUCUUGGUGGAGAGUGCAUGUGUGAAGUGCCAGAGGGUGGGCUGGUUCCCAAGUCCCUCUACAGGACAGCUGAAGAGUUGGAAAAUGAAGACAUAAAGCUUUGGACUGAAACAAUCUACCAGUCUGCAAGUGUCUUCAAAGGAGCUCCGCAUGAGGUUCUCAUUCAGAUUGUGGAUGCCUCAUCUGUGAUCACAUGGGAUUUUGAUGUGUGCAAGGGCGACAUUGUUUUUAACAUCUUUCAUUCCAAAAGAGCCCCACAGCCUCCUAAAAAGGACUCUCUGGGAGCUCACAGUAUUACAUCUCCUGGUGGGAACAACGUCCAGCUGAUAGACAAAGUUUGGCAAUUGGGGCGUGAUUACAGUAUGGUGGAGUCUCCUCUUAUCUGCAAAGAAGGGGAGAGUGUGCAGGGAUCGCAUGUGACCAGGUGGCCUGGCUUCUAUAUUCUCCAGUGGAAAUUUCAUAGCAUGCCUGCCUGUGCUACAACCAACCUGCCUCGUGUGGAUGAUGUAUUAGCAUCUCUACAGGUCUCCUCUCACAAAUGUAAAGUGAUGUACUAUACAGAAGUAAUAGGAUCUGAAGAUUUCAGGGGAUCUAUGACCAGCCUUGAAUCAAGCCACAGUGGAUUCUCCCAGCUCAGUGCUGCCACCACCUCUUCUAGCCAGUCCCAUUCCAGCUCCAUGAUUUCCAGGUAGUGCCACAACAGAUGAAAAGCAAAUGGAUGAGAUGGCUGGACCCUCGCCUGUGGCAGCUGACUGCAAUACAGCAUAUUCAACUGGCAAUUGCGCAAAAAAACCCCACCCCACAAAAGCCUUUUAUAGAUAGUAAAGUAGCUGUUUGAAUUUUAAACUUAGCAUUUUUGGUCCUUGUUAGAUCCAACAGCUUGUCUCUUAACUUUAACCCUUUUUCCUAACUCAGCCAUAAAUAUUUUUGCAAGUGUGCUUGCACAAAUCCUAACUCUGAACACAAGGGCUCUCACUGAAAGGAAAAAUAACCAGUGCAUCAGUGAAGAAUAAUUUUUUUAACUGUGUAAAUGUUAAAAAGCAAAAAAGAGAAAAACCCUACCAAAAAUGCUCUGUAGUGCAUUAGAGAUCAACUGCAAGUCUCCUGUCAGGACAUUCCUUGCCAUGUUAAGAAAUCCCCUGUGAUCUUCCAGUGCUGCAAACUGUUCUCCCAUUGCCACUAAGUGAUGUCCGAGACAAAAGAAAAGCAGUUGCUGGAUACUUGACUUUGUGAGUCCAUUUUUUUCAAAGCAUGCCCACAGAGCUGUGGCCACGCUGUAAACACUAAUACCUUUUGUAUGAGCACAUUUUUGGGGAAUUUGAGCUCUCGGUCUUGAUGGGUUAAAGCAAUUCAUUCUUUCCUUGGAUUUGCGCUUGAAGCACUGCGGAGAGAGAGGCAGAGAGCAGAUUCUCCCUCACUGUGUCACGCUGGGCUGAUCCAGAAAUGCUCUGAGGAUUUGUUCCCAGCUCUGUGCUGGAGCCUCACUCCACUUCCGUAGUACACUCCACAAGAAUUGAUUUUACUGAGACUAUGAUCUUAUCAGGAAUUUAUGCAGAGCUUAAGCUUGCUUCUUAAAUCAGUCUAAAGGAGGUAUGGCUUACAUUCUUCCUGUGCACUUUUCAAUCCCUCUUGCCUCCUGUCUUUCCCUGUGUGUAUCGGAGUGCUUUAGUUCUGAGCAGCGGAAGCUUUAAUGUAGGCAGGGAGCACGGGGAUCUUCACUCUAAGUGGUACAGUAGAAGACGCUCUAAGCAGUGCCUGCUCGACUGUUUCCACUAUUGCUACUGCCAGUGCUGAAUUGCCAUUUUGGAUUUUGUCCCUAUUCUACCCAGGCCCAAGCAAUCCUGCUUGAACUCUUUUUGUUAAAGUCUGUUCAGGUAUUCUUCCACUUCGAGACCUCUCUCCCACACACAGCAAAAGGCACAAAAGACUGAAGUGCUGGGCAAAGGGCUGUCAGCAGACAACUUACAGACCAUACCUGGCAGCGGAGCAGAGAAAAUUUUGGUCUGAAAUGCAGAAGGAUUUGCAUAGUUAGACCCUGCUUGGUCUUCCCUCACCCUCUUAGAGCUAAACUAUCCAUCCAGGCAAAAGGAGCUACUGUGCUGGCCGCAGUUCCUGCUGGAAAGCUGGAUAGGCUCUAUUUUAAGUCUUGGGGAAGCAGCACUGCUGUGGUCAAGGAUCUUGUGGAGGUAUUGCACUGUCAAAGCAGAAUUCACUUAAGAUACUGGAUGCCCUGCCUGAGGAAAGCUGGUUCUGAACUCAGUAUAAAUCUUUUUUAUGACUGCAAAGCUUCUGAGAGGCAGGUUACUAACCUCUAACUAAGAGCACCUCUUCUGCGGACCAGUUCUGGCUGUGGAAUGUGGCACAGAGCUGACAAAGAAGUAUUUUAGUAACAGAUUUAGAGGUGCUGAGAGGCCAGUCUCCUGAAACCGAACCAAGCUGGUCUCUUUUGUCUUUUUUUUGACUUAGAAAUUGAAGAUGGAGGUUAGACUGUUACUUAGGCUGCUGAAGUGCGCUGUUGUGCAAGACAGGCCACCGCUUUGGUGUCAAGCAGGUCCCCACUCAGCGUCUGCACAGCAGACAGCCAUGUGCUGUGGCUCUCGAGCUGCUCGUGCGAGCUGUCUUGCCUAGGAGGAGCCCAGCUUGCUGAAGAGGUGGUUUGAUUCUUGACACGCGGGAACCAGUAUUCCCAGGUGCAGGGGAGCUAGUGCAGCAGGAGGCACCGUGAGCUUAACCUAAUGACACUCAUGGCUCUUUGCAAAUGCCGCUUUCCAUUUACCAGGCUGUAAGGGUUGAAGAUGGUCCCCUUUCUUUCUCUCUCUCUCUCAGAUGGCGAUUUUGCUGACAACUGUAAAGAAAAUGCUUCAUUCAACACUCCACAUCUGUCCAGAGGUGUCUGGCUUUGUAGACCUUUUUGAGUUGCAGUCACUUUCCAAGUCUGAAGAUUUAUAUUUUGUUUUUCACUUGAGCUGGCUCAAAAGUGGCACUUUGGGUUUUUCCUGCUGUUAAUACAUCUCUUAGAGCUCAAAGCACAUGACAGCACAAACAGCUGGGGAGAGAAAAUUCCAGAAAAACAAUAGUUAAUCCUCCUCUAAGCAAAGUGCUGUGGCAAUAUGACUUGAUCACUGCAGUCUGACUAAUUAAUUUCCCAUACCCUGGUCUUUCUUUGUGUGAUACUAUUGCUCUUCUUCCUUCUCUCAGCCAAUGAAUCUCCUGUUGGCUUUUCUCCUGUUAUCAGUGUCCUUCCGCACUUUCCUGUCUGUACUCACAAACUGCAUAUCAAAUUCUGUAAAUGUUUUGUAUACAUAAUACCUCAUUCUUGGUAAUAAAAUACAGAUAGUCUUUAAAAGAUUUUUUUAUUGUUAUCAA
Messenger RNA from Gavia stellata (red-throated loon), 4847 nucleotides. RefSeq names its product SEC14 like lipid binding 1 (gene SEC14L1). The coding region runs from base 23 to 2173 and encodes 716 amino acids. The record is from RefSeq and is a predicted model, not a curated record. Gene Ontology annotation, biological process: negative regulation of RIG-I signaling pathway. Gene Ontology annotation, cellular component: cytoplasm; cytosol. Gene Ontology annotation, molecular function: RIG-I binding. The transcript is spliced from 16 exons. Lineage: Eukaryota; Metazoa; Chordata; Aves; Gaviiformes; Gaviidae.